CUGUGAGAGAUCACCGGGGACACCGGGACUGUGAGCGAUCACCGGGGACACCGGGACUGUGAGCGAUCACCGGGGACACCGGGACUGUGAGCGAUCACCGGGGACACCGGGACUGGACUAUGACACCUGGUGACACCGGACUGACAACCUAAGGGAUUUACCUGGGGGCGCCCCCUGACUGACACCUACUGCACCCCGGAGAGGGCGCCCGAGCAUCACCCGAACAGGUGACCCGCCCGACAUGCAGGGACCCGCGAGCGGCUGGAGAUCCGCGGAGCGUCCGGGGGGCAGCAUGAGGGGGAGCACAGCCAUCCUGCUACUGACCGCUGCCCUCCUGCCCCUGGUGGGGGCCAACUCCUGGUGGUCGAUGGCCCUAAACCCCAUCCAGAGGCCGGAGAUGUAUAUAAUCGGUGCCCAGCCCCUGUGCAGCCAGCUGAGUGGCCUAUCCCCCGGGCAGAGGAAGCUGUGCCACCUGUACCAGGACCACAUGGUCUACAUUGGGGAAGGGGCCAAAACGGGCAUCAAGGAGUGCCAGUACCAGUUCAAGCAGAGGAGGUGGAACUGCAGCACUGUGGACAACGCCUCCGUCUUCGGCAGAGUCAUGCAGAUCGGAAGCAGAGAAGCGGCCUUCACAUACGCCAUCAGCGCGGCGGGAGUGGUGAACGCCAUCAGCCGCGCCUGCCGGGAGGGGGAGCUGUCGUCCUGUGGCUGCAGCCGGACGUCUCGCCCCAAAGACUUACCGCGGGACUGGCUGUGGGGCGGCUGCGGGGAUAACGUGGACUACGGCUACCGCUUCGCCAAGGAAUUUGUGGACGCCAGGGAGAGGGAAAAGAAUUACCCUAAAGGGUCGGAGGAGCAGGCACGGGCGCUGAUGAACAUGCAGAACAAUGAGGCCGGCCGCAGGGCGGUGUAUAAGCUGGCGGACGUGGCCUGUAAGUGUCACGGGGUGUCGGGCUCAUGCAGCCUGAAGACGUGCUGGCUGCAGCUGGCCGACUUCCGCAAAGUGGGCGAGUACCUGAAGGAGAAGUACGACAGCGCCGCCGCCAUGAGGCUGAACCCGCGCCGCGCCAAACUGGAGCAGGUCAACCAGCGCUUCAACCAGCCCACGGUGGAGGAUUUGGUGUAUCUGGACCCGAGCCCGGACUACUGCCUGCGCAACGAGACCACCGGAUCCCUGGGGACGCAGGGGCGUCUGUGCAACAAGACCUCGGAGGGGAUGGACGGCUGCGAGCUGAUGUGCUGCGGCCGCGGCUACGACCAGUUCAAGACGAUGCAGGUGGAGCGCUGCCACUGCAAGUUCCACUGGUGCUGCUUCGUGAAGUGCAAAAAAUGCACGGAAAUCGUGGAACAAUACGUGUGCAAGUAAACGCCACCGCCGCCGCCGCGCCUCCUACGUUACACAUCUGCGUAAAAAGGAGGCCGAAAUAUAUAUGUAUAGGAUUUAAAAAAAAAAAAAAAAAAACUAAUAACGAAAUAUAUAUAUAUAUUUUUAUAUGUGUAUAAAAGGACAGCACUGACUGCCGGGGAGGGCGGCCAUCUUGGAAACGUGUUUUUUUUUGUUUUUUUGCCACGACUUUUAUUGUUUCCUAUUGGAAAGGAUCCUUGAAUAAGGAACAGCGCCCCCUAGAUGGAUAUACAUAUUACUGAAGAACGAUUUUUUUUUUCUUCUGUCCCUGCAGACUGUUGCACUGUAUGACGCAGACUAUCGCACCCAGCAAGCGCAAGAAGACUCGCUCCUGAUACUUAAAAAAAUAAAAAAUAAUAAUAAAAUGGACUGAAAAUUAAUAGGGGAACAAGAAAUGGUUUAAAAAAAUAAAUAAAGAAAUAAAUUGUAUGUAGUUUUAUCUGAUCCUGGGAAAGCUGGGUGACAACCAAUAUGGCUGACAUUGCAUAUUGUCACCAGUGUGGCCUCCAGCUGUUGCAGAUCUAUACACUCCCAGCAUGCUGGAAGUUGUAGUUUUGCAACAGCUGGAGGCACCCUGAUUGGGAAACAUAGCUACAAAUAACAUUCUCAAACCCCCCCAAAAAAUGUCGGGGGGCAAGAAAUGGUUGAAACAAAUUCUGUGUAGUUUUAUCUUAUCCUGGGAAAGCUUUGUGAAAACCAAUAUGGCUGACAUUGCAGAUUGUCACUAGUGUGCCUCCAGCUGUUGCAAAACUACAACUCCCAGCAUGCCCGGACAGCCGAAGGCUGUCCGGGCAUGCUGGGAGUUGUAGUUUUGCAACAGCUGGAGCCACAAACGCUGCUACAACCCCAAUUUAUCCAGGAUUAGAAAAACAUAGCUGCUUUUUUAUUUUUUUUAUUUUUUCGCCAUGAAACAGCGCCACCAUUGUCCUCUGGUUGUGUGUGGUAUUACGACUCCCCUCCAACAGAGCUAAGCUGUAACACCACAUACAACCUGAGGACAGGGGUGUCGCUGUUUUUUGGAGAAACACAGCUAUGGUUUAUUAAGCAGUCAGGAGACAGGGAAAGAUGGGUGGCAACCAUUAUUAUUUUUUUUUUUUUACCUCAAGUCAUUGCGUCGUCACUCAGCUUUGCCAGGAUUAGACAGAAACAAAGAGCUUGAAAUCGGAGGGCAGGGCAAGACAUUUUUUUUGAUGAAUUUCCAAAAUGUUUUUAAUACAAUAUAAUACAAUGCUGCCCUCUAGUGGUCACGAUUAAAAAAUUGCUAAAAUAUAUAAAUAAAUAUAUAUAUUUCUAACCAUA
Molecule: messenger RNA, 2704 nt
Organism: Hyla sarda
Lineage: Eukaryota; Metazoa; Chordata; Amphibia; Anura; Hylidae
Gene: WNT5B
Product: Wnt family member 5B
Exons: 5
Coding region: 242-1366 (374 amino acids)
Biological process (GO): multicellular organism development; cell fate commitment; canonical Wnt signaling pathway
Cellular component (GO): extracellular region
Molecular function (GO): cytokine activity; frizzled binding
Source: RefSeq, a predicted model, not a curated record